Lampris incognitus (smalleye Pacific opah) is the source of this 945-nucleotide messenger RNA. RefSeq names its product PAXX non-homologous end joining factor (gene paxx). NCBI's taxonomy places the organism in Eukaryota, Metazoa, Chordata, Actinopteri, Lampriformes, Lampridae. Gene Ontology annotation, biological process: double-strand break repair via nonhomologous end joining. The record is from RefSeq and is a predicted model, not a curated record. Gene Ontology annotation, molecular function: molecular adaptor activity. Bases 1 to 594 code for a protein of 197 amino acids. The transcript is spliced from 7 exons. Gene Ontology annotation, cellular component: nonhomologous end joining complex; site of double-strand break; nucleus.
AUGGAGGGAACUCAAACCUCGUCAUACUGCAUCGUUGUAGACAAAAAAAGCCAGUCUAAAUUCGUAUGUUAUACACGCCAGAAAUCUGGUAUAUACCGCGUGUGUUUGACAGACGCCACUGGUGUGUGGAGCAAAGAUUUCACCAAAGAUACAUUGAGUCAACUUAGUCAGAGGUUUGCCUUGAAAUCUGCAGAGGAUUGCAUCGUAAAAAUCAGGUCUGCCUGCUGUACAGGGAGCGUGUCUGUUUUUGUGCAGGACUCCAGCAUGGUGCUCCAUGUGGACUCCAGUCCAGGAGACCUGAGUCUGAAUCUCUCCAUGCUAGAGGAACCAGAUGCCAAAGAAGAACUCAGAGAACUGCUCUUCCAAAUGGCAGACUGUCUGUCUCAGUCUGGUGGUGCAGUAGGGUCUCCUUCCGUCAGUCCAGAGAAAAAUCAGUCCCGGCGGCACACAGUUUUAGAUUUUGAACCGAGGAGACAGAGGACAGGGCCCUCUGUGUCAGUGAAGAAGCGGCUGCCGGGGGAUUCCCUCAUCAACCCAGGAUCCAAGAAAAAGCGGCAAGCAACUGGCGUGGCCUUCGAUGAAGCAGAUGAUUGAGACGAGGGAAGUUGGGACUUUUGUCCUCCGUGUAGUGACAUCAGUUCACACAGGAAUAGCUGGCUUUUAAUCCACAAAUCUAUUGUGUUGCAACACGUUUUUAAUACUAUUUAUUGCAGUCUACAUGACGAAAUUACCAUUCUUUAAGGGUUUCUGUUUGUGUCUCCUUCAGAGAGGAAAUGUGUCUGUGUAUUCUAAUGCUUAGGCCAUCCGUUUUGCGCUCGGCCGCAUAGGGUGUCCCGUUUGUUUUAGGGAUCGAGGGGUAGGGGUCCUUUAGCCCUCAGUGGCCCUCCAAACGGAGGGGUUUCAGAUGCAGACUACAAACGGAGCAGUAGAAGGAAAUUCCCUGGG